AUGGGUAGCAAACCUGCGGCCCCGCCGCCGCCGAAGAAAGGGCCCGCGAAAGCAGCAAAGAGCCCCAGCCCGAAACCUCAACCGCUCGCAUACGCGCCCCGCGCCCGCGCACCCCGCCUCCAAGCUGCGCAGGCUGCCAUCAAUGCAGCAAAACCACCACCGCCGCUCCCGCGCAGCCGGCGCGUGCCGCUCAUCGGCGCCUGCUUUGUCGGCGCGGGCAUCGCCUUCUACUUCGGAUCGGUGGGCUAUUCGAUGCUGAACCCGUACCAACCAACACACCCGGUACCCGCAGACGUGUCAGACAGGUACGACCGCACAGCGGCUACAUACGACGAGGAGAUCGGCGCAACGGAGAAGACACUCGGCCUGAAUAGGCUGCGGAAGAAGAUGGCGCGCCAAGCGAGCGGCGACGUGCUCGAGGUCAGCGCGGGGACGGGCAGGAAUACAAGAUUUUACAAUUGGGAGAAGGUGAGGAGCUUGGUGCUCUUGGAUCAGAGCGCUCCAAUGCUUGAGGUGGCAAAGACAAAGUGGGAGGAGCUGAAGAGGGAGAAGGAAAUAAGGAAUAAGCAAAUGGUCGGCCCGAGGGAGAAGAUUGGGAGCGUGGAGUUCAGGGCACAGAGCGCGUUCGACCCCAUUGAGGGUCCCAGGCUGGAAAAGGCCCUCGAAAAGGGUGAGGAGGCAGGAAGGUUUGACACUAUUGUGCAAACCAUGGGACUGUGCUCUACAGCCGAGCCUGAGAAGCUGCUGCAGCGCAUGGAAGACGUUCUGAAGAAAGAUGGGAGGAUAUUGCUGCUGGAGCACGGAAGAGCAUCACACAACUGGCUGAACAACUUUUUGGACAAAGCAGCCCCAGGACACGCAGAUAAACAUGGCUGUUGGUGGAAUAAAGACAUUGGGGCUAUCGUGGAAAACAGCGGGCUGGAAGUUGUCCAGAUCAGCAGACCCUGGUAUCACCUUGGCACGACAUGGUGGGUAGAACUGCGGAAAAGCCAGAAGGCGCAGGCGGAAGCGGCACAGCGGAAAUCAUUAGAAGGCGGGGGAAAAGAGCGGGAUGGGUCUGAUAGGGCGGCCGGAAAAGGUGGCUGGUUUGGCGGCUGGAGGUCGUCAUAA
Molecule: messenger RNA, 1110 nt
Organism: Lasiodiplodia theobromae
Lineage: Eukaryota; Fungi; Ascomycota; Dothideomycetes; Botryosphaeriales; Botryosphaeriaceae
Product: Methyltransferase mitochondrial precursor
Exons: 1
Coding region: 1-1110 (369 amino acids)
Source: RefSeq, a predicted model, not a curated record